CUCUCUCCAAAUAUUUCAUUUCAAUAGUAUCUUGAAAUGUGCAUGGCCUAUCUGAUCCUUUGAAUAUCUCAUUUAAUUCUAUCAUCACUUGUUCCUGAAAAAGAUGUUCCCUUUUUUUUUUUUACAUAUAAGAGAAAAUUAAAAGAUGAUGGUCGAUUGUGAUUAAAAGAAAAUAGAUGAAAAAAUUAUAUCGCAAACUUCUUAGCAAUCGAUAUAUGCAUAUCGAAAUGCAAGCGAUAGUCCUUUGGUGUAUCAAUUUGUAGUAUACUUUCUUAUGCACUGAUAACCUUUACAUUUUUCGUUGUUAUUUAAAUGGGUAACGUCGAACGUGGAAAGUCAUUAUUUAUGAAAUAUUGCUCAACUUGUCAUACAAUCGAGAAAGAUGGAAAACAUAAAAUAGGUCCUAAUCUUUUCGGGGUCGUAGGUAGAACAAGUGGUACCAUGCCUGGAUUCUUAUAUACAGAACAUAUGAAGAAGAAAGCCUGUACGUGGGAUGAAAAUACCUUAGAUAUUUAUUUGGAGAAUCCAAAGAAAUUUCUACCAGGCACAAGAAUGGUAUUUAUUGGCAUAAAGAAGAGUGAAGAACGAACAGAUCUAAUAGCGUUUUUAAAGACGUUAAAAUAAAACAAGAACUUUAAAAAAACUUUUGCAUAUUUAUAUAAAUUUGUAUCAUGGUUGUUUAGGACUUGAUAGUUGCUUACUUGUGUAUCUUGAUGAGCUCCCAAGAUACAGAGAACAAAGCUGGAAGCUGCUGCCGUAGUAUCGUGACCCUAGAAAAAGAUAAACAACUUUAUUUUCUGAGCUCUCUCUCUCUCUCUCUCUCUCUCUCUCUCCCUUCUUGGAUCAAUUUUACCUCAAACAUUAUGGUGUUAACUUCGUCUUUAAUUUCCUCAUCGGUAAGAUUAGUACUCGUUUUCGCGAGCUCAAGCAUCUGAUCCAAGAAAGCCAAGCGUCUUUUCUCUCCUAUAUCAUUUUCGUCGAUUUCAUCGAGAUCAUCCUUGGCAUAAUGCAAUUCCGUAUAUUCUUUUUCCGUUUUAUCAUUUUUAUUUUUAUUGAUUUUUUUCGUUUCUUUUUUGUCCGUUUGAGAUUUCUCGCCGGACACCAUUAAAUGUGAAUCCAGAGCUUCUGUUUUUUUCUGUUUUAUCAAUCGUGUUGUCAGGCCGUGAAUUAUGUUCAAAAGAUUCUUUUGUUCAAUUCCAUGCUUCGUCAAAUUGAAGUAUGUGUCAAAUCUUAAUAGCAACUUGUACUGCCUUAGAUGGAUAAUAUUGCACAUUCUGUAUAAAAGACAAGGAAGUUAUGAGUAAGCAUAUAUAUAUAUAUAUAUGUGUGUGUGUGUGUGUGUGUGUAACAGAGGCAUGUUACUUCAUUAAAUAAAUUAGGAACAACGUGAUCAAAUAUAUGUGCAUAAUAAUAAAAGGAUAUGUACUUCAUUACAGCCACGGCGUAAUCGAAACUGUUCUUGUCUUUUUGGGUUCCUUUAACACCCAUAGCGGUUUCCAUUAAAAUAUCGACCGUUAUUGCUGACAAAUAAUCGUGACAAUCAAACUCUUUGCCAACUUGAUCUCGUAAUCUUUUUAUCAAACUCCAGCUAUUCUCAUAAAAUAAUGGUACAAACGAUUUUAAUAUACUAAUAUGAAAUGCCGGUGCUAUAAUUUUCCUGUGAGAGUACCAUUUUUGGCCAUUGCUGAUUAAUAAACCAUCACCUAGCCAGGGCUUGAAGAAUCUGAAAUGAGUAUAGUUCACGUUUUGUUUUAUAAAACUUGAUUACAAUGAUAUUAUAAAUAUCGAUUGUUUACUUUACUUUUUUACUUUAGAAAAUACUUUUCACAUAAUAAAAUUAAUUUUCUAUGUAUUAAUUGCAAUUAUAAUAAUGAGAACAGUCAUAUUGCUUAUGACUGCCCUAUAUGAUUGCAUAUGAAUGACUAAUAUGAGUUAUAGAAAUGUAAAAUUAAUAUAUAUAUAUAUAUAAUGAAAUUGGAUUUGCAUCCAUUCCAACCUGUACUCCGGGGAUUUGGUUAUGUGAACGUGACUGUUAAGAAUGAUUUCGACGUCACGCGGGUCAGUAAGAAAUACGAAUAACUUCGAUCCAAAAAAAGCACGAACAGUGGGUCCAUAAAUAUCCAUGUUUAUCAAAGUUUGUAAGAUAUCUUUUGGAUGAAUAUUCCUUACUAGCAAAGCAUUUCCAAAAAACGGAACAGUUGG
This is a messenger RNA of Vespa velutina, 2202 nucleotides long. RefSeq names its product cytochrome c-like. The transcript is spliced from 2 exons. Gene Ontology annotation, molecular function: heme binding; electron transfer activity. The coding region runs from base 313 to 624 and encodes 103 amino acids. NCBI's taxonomy places the organism in Eukaryota, Metazoa, Arthropoda, Insecta, Hymenoptera, Vespidae. The record is from RefSeq and is a predicted model, not a curated record.